UGAUUUAGUUUUUAUUUAUUUUUUUAUUUUUAUAACCCCCCCCCCCCCGCCCCUUGCUCCUCCAGCCUCUCCGCCCUCUCUCUCCGCCUCUGCUGACCGGAGGAUCGAGCCGGGGUGUGCGGGCUCGAACACUGGGCGUAGCUGGGGAGGAUUCCGCUGAGCCGCCGCUAACCACGACCGACCGACCUUGUGUUCUCCAGAAAGCCCGUAGACCCGUGGCGAUCCUGUGAGCUUCAAGUCGAUCAGCCCUGUCCUGCAGAGACGGACCACCACCACUCAAGAGGAGAUGAAGCCGGAUGGGGUUACCACGGCAGCAAUGGAGCCAAUGGAAGCGUUGGAUUCCAGUCCAGGAAAUGAGGCAGCACCCGCCGUAGGACAGGAGCCCAACCAGGCAGCCAGUCCGGUGGAAGAGGAGAUGGUUCAGGUGGAACCCCAGCCAGAACAGGCCAAGGAAACCCCAGCUGCAAAGACCAGCAACAAGACCUCAGGAGACUCCAAAGCCAAGACUCCAAACAAGGCCCCAGCCAAGACAAAACCUACCACCACCAGCCAAACCAAGACCACAACUGGCUCACGUCCUAACACAACCCAGAGCCGCCUCUCGAACGGCACGUCGAAGCCUCAGACCAACGGAGUGGCUAAGAAGGCCACGCCCGCUCCAGACAAAAAGAGCACCCUGACCUCAGCGCCCUCCAAAAAACCAACAGGCACGGCUGGAGUGCCACCCUCCAAGAGCAAAGUGGGUGAGAAGAAAGCCCCUGGUGCUGCCCCCCCCACCAAUGGUGCAAAGUCGAUGACUGGACCAACAGCAGCCAAGAAGACCAGUACCACUGCAGCUCCUGCGAAAAAGCCCAUAGCUCCCAAAUCUGCAGCUCCUUCCAAGUCUGGCACUGCUGCUGCACCUAAGCCUGAUAAGGCCGCUGUUCCCAAGACAACCAGGCCAACAACUGGCACAGCAGCAUCACCUCGUCCAGCCACAGGCUCAACCCGGCAACCCCUUACAAGUGCAACCAAGAGCUCCCCAGCUACAUCCAAACCUGCCACUCCUAAAACCCCCUCCUCUGCUGCUAAACCUGCUGCCUCCAAACCAACCUCCUCUACCCCCUCUGGUGGCAGAGUUGCCACAUCACAAACAUCUAGAAACUCAACCCCUGUGAAAAAAGAUGUUACCAAACCAGCAACCGCAGCAUCCAAAAAGCCUGCAGACUCUCCUCUUACCCGUCCUUCAUCUACUACAAAGUCCGCAAAAUCCGAGACCCCCAAAUCAGCCACCACCACCAAAAAGCCAACUACUACUACCAAGGCUGUGGACACAAAGACACCCAACCGCUCAAAAACACAAGAGAGUAAGCCCACACCUUCCAAGACGCCUGGCUCCAAACCGGCUGCAGCCAAGACUCCCACCGCCAAGAAAACUGUGGGCAGCAGCACCCCAACCCCUGUGAAGCGUGGCCCCAAAGCAGCAACAGUUGCCGAGCCUGUAAAGGAAAUUGCCGCAGCUGUAGCUGCUGCUGCAGCUAUUGCUACGGCUGCAGCUGCCAUUGCCGUGACAGAGGAACCAGAACCUCUCGCUGAAGUAGCUGUGGAAAAAAUCUCAGAGCCCACACCAGAACCAACACAAGAACCUGUACUUGCACCGACGCCAGAGCCUUUACUUGAGCAAACUCCAGAACCCCUACGUGAACCAACGCCAGAACCCGUUCGAGAACCAUCUCCAGAACCCCUACGUGAACCAACGCCAGAACCCGUUCGAGAACCAUCACCAGAACCCAUUCGAGAACUAUCACCAGAACCUGUUAGAGAACCAUCACCAGAACCUCUCCGAGAACCAUCACCAGAACCC
This is a messenger RNA of Paralichthys olivaceus (Japanese flounder), 1843 nucleotides long. The record is from RefSeq and is a predicted model, not a curated record. Lineage: Eukaryota; Metazoa; Chordata; Actinopteri; Pleuronectiformes; Paralichthyidae.